AUGUCUGCAGAAAAUCCAACAAUCGUAGGACCAACUGGUGGUCAAUCAACGCAAAAGAAUGGAAAGGGUGGUGAUACCAGCAUUGGUACAUUUUCAGUGAAGAGUGGACUUGCACAAAUGCUUAAGGGUGGUGUUAUUAUGGACGUCGUUAACGCUGAACAAGCUCGUAUCGCUGAAGAAGCCGGUGCAUGUGCUGUUAUGGCACUUGAACGUGUACCAGCUGACAUUCGUCAAGAGGGCGGUGUGGCGAGAAUGUCUGACCCUGCUUUGAUCAAGGAGAUUAUUGAUGCUGUAACCAUUCCUGUCAUGGCAAAGUCUCGUAUCGGACACUUCGUUGAAUCACAAAUCCUCCAAGAAUGUGGCGUUGACUACAUUGAUGAGUCUGAAGUACUCACACCUGCAGACGAGCAACAUCACAUCAACAAGCACCAAUUCAAGGUACCAUUCGUUUGCGGUUGUAAAAACCUCGGUGAGGCAUUAAGAAGAAUCAGCGAAGGUGCAGCGAUGAUAAGAACUAAAGGCGAAGCUGGCACUGGAAAUGUCGUCGAAGCUGUUAGACACGAGCGCCAACUUAUGUCUGACAUAAGGAAAGCUUCCUCAAUGGAAGAAGAGGAGUUAUAUGCAUUUGCUAAAGAACUCCAGGCUCCUUACCACCUCCUCAAGGAAACUGCAAGGCUGAAAAAAUUGCCUGUCGUUAACUUUGCUGCUGGUGGUUUGGCCACCCCAGCUGAUGCUGCUAUGCUGAUGCAAUUGGGCUGCGAUGGUGUCUUUGUUGGCUCCGGUAUCUUUAAAUCAGGCAACCCACUUAUGCGUGCAAAGGCUAUUGUGCAGGCAACAACCCACUACCAGAAUCCAAAGGUGCUCGCUCAAGUCAGUGAAGGUCUUGGUGAGGCUAUGGUGGGUCUCAACGUUGACAGGAACCUUAAGGGUGGUCAAUUUGCCCAACGUGGAUGGUAA
Wallemia ichthyophaga EXF-994 is the source of this 957-nucleotide messenger RNA. Its product is annotated as Pyridoxine biosynthesis protein PDX1. The transcript is spliced from 5 exons. The record is from RefSeq and is a predicted model, not a curated record. Gene Ontology annotation, molecular function: amine-lyase activity. Gene Ontology annotation, biological process: pyridoxine biosynthetic process; pyridoxal 5'-phosphate biosynthetic process; amino acid metabolic process. Lineage: Eukaryota; Fungi; Basidiomycota; Wallemiomycetes; Wallemiales; Wallemiaceae. The coding region runs from base 1 to 957 and encodes 318 amino acids.